Melozone crissalis (California towhee) is the source of this 991-nucleotide messenger RNA. It is a transcript of the gene HYLS1, whose product is annotated as HYLS1 centriolar and ciliogenesis associated. The record is from RefSeq and is a predicted model, not a curated record. Gene Ontology annotation, cellular component: non-motile cilium; centriole. The transcript has 2 exons. The coding region runs from base 73 to 858 and encodes 261 amino acids. Lineage: Eukaryota; Metazoa; Chordata; Aves; Passeriformes; Passerellidae. Gene Ontology annotation, biological process: cilium assembly.
AGUUGCGGGGUACAACGGAGCAGCGGGAGCGGCGCGGCCGGGCCGGAGAAUCCACCCAGUUUGGUGGGAACCAUGGAGAAGGUGCGAAGAGCAGAGCGCAGGGAGCAGCUGGCAGCUGAUCUGAGCCCGCACAGCUCCUGGCACGGAUACAGCGACAUGCCAUCGUGUUUCCAGGAUGAUCCCUAUGCUGACUCAUCCAUCGUUUCUGGCACACAGUCAGACCUUCCCAUGGAUCAGAGGGAAGCGAGGAGGUUGGUGAUGAAGAGGAAGGUGCUGAGGCACAGACCUGAUGGAAGGGUGGAGGUCUCCGAAGAGUCACCGAGCAUCAAGUCAGAUAUAAACACCUGUCCAUGGAACCUGGGGCAUUCCAGGACUUAUAUGGAUGACGCCAUCUCCGAAGGGGGAACAGAGACCACCAGCGGCAACUUGGAGGACUUCCUGCACUAUGAGGAUGAUGAGUGGUUCCUUGAGGACAGGCCCUACUCUCUCCUGGGGGAUUUUGGGAGCAACACUGUAUCUGAGCACGCUGUGCCCCGCGAGCGCGAGCGAUCGCCCGUGGUGCCCGCUUACAUUGCUCCACAGGCUGAGAGAGUGCGGAGAACUGACCCGGUGGCCAGACUCAAUGCGUACAGGCAGGACUGGCAAAGGUUCCGCUUUCCCGGGCAGGAUUCCCACCAGGGCUUGCGCUGGGCCAUGCGGACGCAGAUGCUGCAGUCGGGGCUGCCGCGCCAGGCGCAGAAGCGCCUCGUGCCCAACACGUACGAGGUGCCCACGACGAAGAAGCGCGACUCGCUGCGCUUCGGCGUGCGCUACGACCUGGCCCACUGCAACAUGCCCCGCCGGAACACCACCUCCUAGAGCCACAGCCCCGCUGCUUGCUUCUCCUCAACAUCCUCCCUAGUCUGGAAAAUCCCCCGGUGCACUUCAAGCAGCUUAAGUUUUGGUGUGGAGGAGGUUUUCUUUGCAAUGUCUCGGCAGUAUCUUUCUCAAU